Molecule: messenger RNA, 423 nt
Organism: Coccidioides immitis RS
Lineage: Eukaryota; Fungi; Ascomycota; Eurotiomycetes; Onygenales; Onygenaceae
Exons: 2
Coding region: 1-423 (140 amino acids)
Source: RefSeq, a predicted model, not a curated record
AUGGGUCAUCGGAGCGCGAUCAAUAUCCUUUCCAGUGAAUGUCGGUCUGAAGGGGCUCCGGGCCUUGCCGGAACCCCUUUGCCGCCACGACGAGGCUCCCCGUUUGAGACGCUCAGCCCGGCCCGUUGCGAUGUCAACGUCCAUGGCCAGCCAGUCCUCCUCGAGCGCGUAUCUGUAGGUGUUGGUAUGGAUGUUAUGACUCAGCGGCCUGUUCUCGGAGCUAUCCCGGAAUCGCCCGAAGUGUCACUUGCACCAGAAAAUUUUACUAGCGCUGUCAUCAGCCCAGUUCCAAGACAGUCGUGGGAUGGAGGAGUGCUCAGAAGCAUUUCACGCCGGAUGCACUCAUACGGGAUAUAUGCAUCACUUGCGACCCCGCUCACUGGCAAAAAUUUACAGCCGGUUUAUGGCAGCUCGUUCAUGUAA